AAGAUUUCUUGUAAAAUGCUUUGACUAGCGUUUGUAAACUUAUCCACGUGUUCUAAAAGAAUGGCUUUUAAAUUUAACUUUCAAAGUCAUUCUAAGUCCAUUACUGUCGAAGACGAAGACGACGAACUCACUGCUAAAACUAGUAAAGAAAUAACACUAGAUGUACCAACUGAGAGCCGGACGCGGAGGAAUUCCAUUGAAAUUCAGCCAAAAGACCACAAAACACAUCUACCGCACGAAGUGAAGACGAUAAAGCAAGAGUUCCAGGGUGUUAAGCUGACCGUGAUAGAACAGCGGUCUCUGGAGAUAUAUCUCACAAAACAAGACUUUGGCGAGCUCGACAUUUUGGAAGCCGUGUCCUGGCAUGUUGACCUAGCUCCGGGGGUAUAUGAAGGUGGUUUUAAGGUAUGGGAAUGUGGUGUUGACCUUGCAAACUUUCUAUGUGAUCAGUGCAUUGAGAUAGCUGGAAAGCGAGUCCUAGAGCUUGGCUGUGGUGCGGGACUUCCCGGGCUGUGUGCAAUGAAGAAGGAUGCUAAGGCUGUGCAUUUUCAAGAUUAUAAUAGUGAAGUGAUAGAAUAUUUGACAGUGAAAAAUGUUUUAUUGAAUAACAAAGACAAGUGCGAAUGUCGGUUCUUCUCUGGGGACUGGAGUACGUUAGUCAACGCCAUCUCUCCCAACAACCCGAAACCAUGCAGCUAUGACAUCAUUCUGACUGCGGAGACCAUCUACAACCCAGAGUGUUACGAGAUGCUAAGCAAGGUGCUUGACGCCCUGCUGGCUCCAGAUGGAGUUAUCUAUGUAUCAGCAAAAUGCAACUACUUUGGUGUGGGUGGUGGAACACGUUUAUUUGAAGAUCACUUGACGGCGGCGGGCAGGUUCACUAGUGAGGUCUACCACAGAAUCACAGCCAACGUCCCAAGAGAAAUUCUAAAGAUAGUACGCAAGACUUAAGAUGGUAUGCAAGAUGUUUCCAAAACAAUUCCAUGUUUUCAGAUCGAGAAUGGGAAGUUGAACAGACCGUGAACUGAAGUUUACUAAUGCAUACUUAAAACAUGUCACGGUAAAGGCUUGUUUAGCACACUUCAAAACUUAGACAUGACAAAAAACCUGGAGUGCACUUUGUGGACAAGAUGUCGACGAAUUAGUCUUGAAACCUGUGAUAAAACUGUUCCUCAAGUUGAAUUUUUAUUUUAAAGUUUUGACAGCAAUUGUUUUCGAAUAAAUCUGUUAUGUA
Messenger RNA from Gigantopelta aegis, 1234 nucleotides. Its product is annotated as histidine protein methyltransferase 1 homolog. NCBI's taxonomy places the organism in Eukaryota, Metazoa, Mollusca, Gastropoda, Neomphalida, Peltospiridae. Bases 61 to 951 code for a protein of 296 amino acids. The record is from RefSeq and is a predicted model, not a curated record. The transcript has 9 exons. Gene Ontology annotation, molecular function: protein-L-histidine N-tele-methyltransferase activity. Gene Ontology annotation, biological process: peptidyl-histidine methylation, to form tele-methylhistidine.